Messenger RNA from Halichondria panicea, 2945 nucleotides. Its product is annotated as trafficking protein particle complex subunit 9-like. The record is from RefSeq and is a predicted model, not a curated record. Lineage: Eukaryota; Metazoa; Porifera; Demospongiae; Suberitida; Halichondriidae. Gene Ontology annotation, cellular component: trans-Golgi network.
GCUAGCUAGAGCUAGAGCUAGAGAUAAAGCUAACAGGACUGGUCUAUACUAAGAAUGUCACUAAUAGACUUCAACCAGGAGGCCAGAAACCAGGGAUUUCUGCACAUUGCAGUGAAAGAUCUUGGAGAGGAGUCACACUCAUUUUUCAAUGGUGUCCUUCAAGCACUCACCAAGUUACCACCCAUUCAGCUAACAGAGCCUAAAGGGACAGUGCUGUUCCUAAGAUUUCUGAACUACAAAGAGUUACCAUCAUGGGCAAGUGAAGGCCCCAAGUGGAGCGAAUUCAACCCACACAAGCAGAUUAGAGGUGUCCUCGGAGUAUGCAGAUGCUACGACCUAGACGACCUUGACAAUGUCAUCGCUGGUUUCAAGACGUAUUCUAAUCGGUUUGAGAGCAGUUUGUGUGAAUGUAGAUGUAUAAUUUAUGGCUCAAAGUCUGAGCUAGAGGGUGGGAACAUAGAUAUCAACAAGGGACAUUGUCUGAUAGAUUCUGAGCUCGGCAGUGAUGACAUUAAACACGACUGUCUCACCGAAAUAGUCACGGACUUCGCUCUUGCUAUUUACUCCACUCUGAAAUCACGGAUAACACAGUUGAAUAACUCGUUAGCUCGAACAUCUUCUGUCACAGUCUUGCAUUCACCGUUUGAGUCCAAAGAGUACAGUCAUCCUGAAGAUGACCCAGGGCUGGAAUUGAAAUUGACACCCACUCACAUCAAGGCGAGGAUGGAGAAACACCUUGCAGACAUGAGCCUGUUGGUAGGUGACCUCAAAAUGGCCUUUCACUGGUACACCAGUGCACUGCAACUCAUGAGACCUCACCAAAGAGACAACUUGUGGUAUGCUUCCGUCAACGAAGGGCUGGGCGUGACGGCAAUAGUUAUGAAGCUGUGUGAGGAAGUACUGGGACAGAAAGCCCAGGGUUUCACACUUAAUCUUGGACCGCUGAGGAAGCCUGCCAACAAUUCCAGAAUAUCUCGUGUCAGUUCCUCGUCCUCCGGUGGCUCCACCUCAUCACCUCGCUCAACUCUGACCCUUGACCCCAGGCGACAAUCCUCACUCACAGGAGUAGAUAUCGUAAGGCCAAAAUACAAUUCACUGCGGAAACCAGUUGGUACAGUAGAUGGAGAUGGUGAGACAGAUAAGGUUAAUGGUAGUAUAGUGUUCAAGACUGGAGCUGCCAAUGCGGGGGAAUCCCCUUCUUCACGGCCUGCACUGUCAGACGAAGAUGAGUCCGGUGUCUACGGGGAGGAGGAUGACGACGAGGGCUGUUUGCAGGUCAACGAGGCACUCCUGCAUAAGGACUUCAUCGUCGAUAAGUACACUGUUGCGCUCAAGUUUUACGAUAAGGCUAAACACCUUGGAGUUGUGUCCCUCCUGGAAGCUCUGCUCAAGUUCAGCAAGUAUCUCAUUGAUCAAAAGAGUUACAGGGUGGCAAGUGACCAACUGCAGAGAAUGCUGGCAGUGGAAGAGCCCUCCUUCAUCAAUGCCACUGACAAGCUCCAGCUGCAUUGCACCAUAGCGGAGAUGUAUCGUAGCAUGGGACUUCAUCGCAAGGCUGCCUUGUUCACACACUACGCUGCUCGCUGGGCCAGCAAAAUCGCCGAGUCUCCUGACCAAGUCAUAGAGGCUUACAAUCUGAUCGUGACUUGUCUCCCGGACUACAAGCUGAGUCUGCAGUUAGCAGAGCUGCCUAAAAAUGAGGAGUGCUACAACGGCUGGCCCCUGAUACAGGCACAAGUGUUGAAGGACUUUGUUUUUCUAUCAAGAAGGAAACAAGAAAAUGAGCUGACUAUUAGCCACAGCUGCUACCUCCUGCGGUACUUAGCCGAGCACCUCUCCUCUAAAGAUGUACAAGAGAUCACCUUGAUGCUCAAAAACAUUGUGGAGGAAUCUUUGGAGAGGGACAAUGGCUCUCCCAAUUCUGCUACAAUCAAGAAGAUCCAAUCUCCACUGCCUCUGGAAAAUAUCCCCUCGGUUAAAUCCGUAUCUCUAGUCGAGCUCGUGGAUUUGUUAAAGCCAAUCAAAAUCAAGGGCUUUGUAGAGCCAAAAGAAAUUCCUUCGAAGCAAGAAGAAGACAGUCCAUUCAUUUUCUCACCAUAUGAAGCAAGGCGACGUAGGGGGAAGCAGCGUCCUGAGGUUUUGUGGGUGGUGGGUAACCCGGGGGAGAUCAAGCUGAUUGUGGAAAACACACUACCCUUUGACUUGAGAGUAUCUGAAAUGCUGAUUCUGACGGAGGGAGCUCAAGUGGAAAUAUUCCCGACGUCCCUCACCCUGCCCUCAGAGUCGGAGCCCCAGGACAUCAAGCUUAUCACUGUGCCCCGAGAACCAGGCCUUCUGGACAUUAAAGGCUAUGAGGCGGUUGUGUUUGGUAUUCUACACCACGAGUGCAAAGUGAAGAUACCGGAAGACCGCAUAGUGCGAGUGGUCCCUCCUCUGCCGGAGAUUCGUCUGUCUGUACUCCCUGCCUCGGAUGAGUUGCCCCUCUCCCCCGGUAGGGAGGGCAGUCUCAGAGUCACCAGGCCUGCCAUUACUAAAUUUGAGCUGCUUGAUGGAGAAAUUUGCAAGUACGAUUUCCAGCUGGAGUGUCUGGCUAAAGCGCACACCGAUGUGGAGCUUGUCACUGUGACAGUGGCUGACUAUGACAAGGACUACUGUGACAUCUCGUGGGAUGACUCCGAGGUAAAGGCCCUGCUCCCCAUUCUCAGUGGGUCCUGUGGAUCCUUCACUGUCUCCAUACGUGCCAAGAUCCCAGCCUGGUUCAGGGUACUCAAUGAGCACACACAAGGCAUCUCAAAGACCACGGUUUUUCCGAAUUUGAAACAAGAACAAUUGUUUCAAGAUUCAGGCCACCACUCGUACUCAGCCAACACCACACCCAGAGAAUCGCCUACUUCUUCACCAAUUGCAAAACGUAACCAGUCAGCGUUAAGAUCUUCACUCAAGAG